Messenger RNA from Gasterosteus aculeatus aculeatus (three-spined stickleback), 4556 nucleotides. RefSeq names its product wee1-like protein kinase 1-A. Gene Ontology annotation, cellular component: cytoplasm; nucleus. NCBI's taxonomy places the organism in Eukaryota, Metazoa, Chordata, Actinopteri, Perciformes, Gasterosteidae. Gene Ontology annotation, molecular function: non-membrane spanning protein tyrosine kinase activity; magnesium ion binding; ATP binding. Gene Ontology annotation, biological process: mitotic cell cycle; protein phosphorylation. The record is from RefSeq and is a predicted model, not a curated record.
UUAAAGAUAAAAAUAUUUAGAAAUUAAAAAUAAAGUGCACCAGCAAACAGAAAGUGACAAGUGAAAGUGACCAGUGACUAUAGCCCAUGACGUUCACCUUAAUUGCUCACAAUGCCCGAAACCGAUCAAACGGAUCAUUUGUGGGAUUUCUGGUCUUUUUCCGGCGAUUGCCACCGAGCUAAAAACUAAAAUGUCAACUAACUGUCGCGCAAAAUCUAACCUGUUACUUUGAGUGCGCAGUGAUACGGAACGCUCGGGUCAAUAUGAACAGGUGACGUACAUUCACGCCAUGACUCACUCUCAACCAAUCAGAAUGCUGGAUAUAAUCUACUCGUAUUAUGAAAUCAUUAUAUACACAGUAUAAUUUACAGUACCAGUCAAAAGUUUUGGACACUCUUUCUCAUUGAAUUGUGAGAAUGGGCAUUGAAUUGUUCUCCCACACUACUCCACUCCUCUUUGUACAAGCAUUAUAUUUUAAGUGAUGGGAAUGAACUAAGUAUAUCUACUGUAAUGUUUAGAAAAUGUUACACUUUUUCAUCUUUUAUUUUAUACUUGGUUUAACAGUUGUUUGACCGAUUUAGUUUGUCUGCAGACUUGAGAUUUGAACUUAGCAUCAUCAUCAUCGUCAUAUAAAAAAGUCAAUCUCAACUAAAUAUAAAGUACUAUGUUUACAUUGUGGUAUCAUUUCAUAUUGAAGUACUUAAUGGGCAGGCUGGUCACUUUUGUUUUUUUAUUAUAUUGCAAUAUUAAUACUGAAGCUGUAAAACUCUUGGUGGUUAACCACAUUAUUACUGAUGGGAUCAUAUACUCUGAAAUGUAGUGGAAAGUGUACAGUGGGAUGAAAUGCAUUGUGGUAGAACUGCGCCCCAUCCCAACUCUGGAACGCCCUUCUUUCAAAAAAUCAAGACGCGUUUCGAUUGGCUGCUUUGGGACCGCGUGACCAACGGUCGCGGGAAGUCCUUUGCUACGCGCGUGAUAGGAAGAACUCUUACCCACUCGUUCGAACUUGUUUAUUAUUUAACAUUGGUUUGUUUCUCUCCUGUGGAAAGACGUGUUUCUGAAUUGGUGAGUCAUCGCUAACGUAUCGACGGAUACCGAUACUCGACUGGACCCCCGUGUAUCCCGUACUGGUGGUUUAAUUUCACUUCGGGACGUUGUUCCGCAACUCACUCCGGGGCCAUUUCUCCGCGCUGGAUGGGCGUGUAGGAGUUGGCUCACAAGUUAACGUUUCACUGGAUGCUAGCGGACCUUUAAGCGACUCGCGGUACUUUUUUGACACUUUGAAGUCAAUACCUUUAUUUGAAGGUAGUUGGUGGUCGUAUUGAGUCCUCUCUACGAACGGUAGUGGGGGUCCAGCCGUUUUUUUUGUUUUUGUUUUACCGUCGACGACCCCGUGGUUUAAAUCCUGGACAUGUCGAGCUUAAGUCGCCAUCGGCACGGAUCUCCGUCUCCUAGAGUUCCACCGAUUCGGCAGAAACUGCAGUUCACGUGCAGCGACGAGGAGGACGAGCCCAUCGAGGACGUCAACAACAGCACGGGCGGAGAGUCCGGCUUCACGGAGAUGGACUCCCCGAUGCCGGUGCGACGGGUCGCCAAAGACAAGCGGCUGGAGGGCGACAGUAGCCCGCUGAACCGGUCCGGCGGAGACGACGACGUGGAGCUGUGGGACGAGGAGAGUUUCGGGUCUCCGACUCACCUGCGAUCGCCGAGAAGCGUUAUCUUCGCCAACUGCUCGCUUUCGCCGCGCAAGGCUUCCCGGUUGUACGGAGGGUCACCGGAGCGGUCCUACGUGCAUGCCGACGGGGAAGGAUCCAGCUCCCCGAUCCCGGACUGCCCCGACACACCGCCGCACAAAACGUUCAGAAAACUCAGACUGUUUGACACACCGCACACACCAAAGAGCUUGCUGUCCCGAGCCAGGGCCUCUGGCUUGGGAUCCUCCAGCAGGAGAGUUGCCCUGUUCAAGAAUGCAGAGCCUUCAAGAAAGUCAUUCACAAACGAGGGCAGGAGACAGGAGACCCCCCUGGUCAACUUUAACCCCUUCACACCAGACUCCUUCCUCAUCCUGUCUGCUACACAGCAGAGAAACAGGAAGCGAGCACACUGGAAUGACUCAUGUGGAGAAGACAUGGAGGCAAGUGACGGCGAGGGAGAGGAUGAAGUUUUGCCCCCAUCAAAGAGGAUCACCAUGAUGGAGAGCAACAUAAUGUCCAGGUACGCCUCAGAGUUCCUCGAGCUGGAGAAGAUUGGCUGCGGAGAGUUUGGUGCCGUGUUCAAGUGUGUGAAAAGACUCGAUGGCUGCAUCUACGCCAUCAAGAGGUCAAAGAAACCUCUGGCCGGCUCAGUGGACGAACAGAACGCCCUGCGGGAGGUGUACGCCCACGCUGUGCUGGGCCAGCAUCCCCACGUGGUGCGCUACUACUCCGCCUGGGCCGAGGACGACCACAUGCUCAUUCAGAACGAGUACUGCAACGGUGGCACGCUCUCCGACGCCAUCUCCGAGAAUUACAGGCGGCUCAGUUACCUGAGCGAGCUGGAGCUGAAGGACCUGCUGCUGCAAGUCACACGGGGCCUUAAGUACAUCCACUCCACGUCUCUGGUGCACAUGGACAUCAAGCCCAGUAACAUCUUCAUUUCACAAAAAUCUGUAUCCAGCUGUGAUGAAUGUGAUGAUGACGAAGGAGUGACCACCAGCGUCGUCUACAAAAUAGGAGAUCUGGGUCAUGUGACACGGGUGAACAAUCCGCAAGUGGAGGAAGGGGACAGCAGAUACCUGGCCAAUGAAAUUUUACAAGAGGACUACAGUAAGUUGACGAAGGCGGACAUCUUUGCCCUGGCUCUGACUGUCGUCAACGCCUCGGGGGCGGAGCCUCUUCCCACCAACGGAGACAAAUGGCACGAGAUCCGAGAGGGAAAACUGCCUGCCAUCCCCCAAGUGCUUUCUCCAGAGUUUCUCAGUCUUCUCAAGCUGAUGAUUCAUCCCGAUCCAAGUGGACGGCCGUCCACGUCGGAACUCAUCAAACACCCGGUGCUCCUCACGGCUUCCCGGAUGAGCGCCAUUCAGCUCCGAGUGGAGCUCAAUGCGGAGAAGUUCAAGAAUGCACUGCUCCAGAAGGAGCUGAAGAAGGCCCAGCAGGCUCGAGCUGCCGCAGAGGAGAAGGUUUUGUCCACCGACCGGAUCCUGACCCGCUCCACGGUGCAGUCGAAUCCCAGAACCUCCAGACUCAUCGGCAAGAAGAUGAACCGGUCGGUCAGCCUCACCAUCUACUAAUACUUUAACCCUAACCCCCCGACAGGAAGUUAAACACAAAAGCUCAUGGACCUAUUUAAAUGAAACACAUUCAGAUGGAAUGAAUCUUUUUAAGUUUUUCUUUUCCUAGUGAGCCGUGUCCUUCGUUGCGAAAGAUAUUGAACUUGAACCCUCCACAGACUCUUAUUGCCAACAUGGUUCAGCUUUUCUUUUUUUUUCAAAUGAACUUUUACCUUUGGAAGAUAUAAACUGUCCUGUCAAAAUGCUUUACCUUACUUUUUACACUGUCAUUCCUUAAGUUUGCAUGUACGUCAGGCUCCAUCACCGUUUCUGUCCUUGCACUUCCCUUCAACAAAGCCUGUUGUCCGUGGACUGAAGCCGCAGUGAAGCUCUCUUCAGUGUGAAUGUACUUGCCGUGUGCACCUUACUGCCUGGCAAAUGCCUGAUGAGGGGAACCAGAAGGUCUGAGAACUGACAAGUCUGUGUUUGUAUGGAGCACUUUGAAGGUAGGAAGGGAGGAAGGAAGAAAAAGGGAAACCUGCUGCUAUUGAUGUUUGUGUGUAUCGGGGUUUGACCCAUUUCAGGUUGGCCAGUUCUAGAGGUGUUUGGCUCUUAUUUUGAUGUACCCCCUCCCCAGCCCCCAAUUAAUUUGUAUUCUUCUGGUUGCAUGGAGAACGGGUCAUGACAUUAAAGCCAAACUGCUCCGUUUUGUUUUUAAGUACCAAAACAAGCGAGCCGACUCAUUAUCUGUGCGGUUCGACGUGAUCUGAUGUCUGUUGAUUCCGAUGUACCCUAACCCUAACCCCUUACCUCCACACUCAUCUUCUAUAACUGGUUAGAAAAGUAUUCCUCGUCUUUUUUGGUAAUUUCUCCUUCUAAGCUCUAACACAACAACUUUUCUGUUGUUAUCCUUGUAUAUAUGUUCUUUUAAAAAAUUAUUUCCAUCUACAUCUUGUGUACUUUUAUUGUGUGUAGGUUAACAUUUUUUAAAUUGGUCCGAUUGCCGUCUUUUGAGAUUUAAUAAAAAUGUCAAAUAUAAAUGAGUGUAUUAAUGCAUACAGAACAAGGUGGUGUGCGGCUAUAAAAAACAUUAAGAGUAUACCGCAAAGAAAUUUUCUUAAUUCACGUAAAAAAUGGUGGAAAAUAUGUAGUUUGUCAUCUAUUACAUCAAACAAAUGUAUACAAAUAUGUAUUAUGACUUUCUGAGUAUAGUUCAGCAUGAAGUUGUGUGCGUCUUAAACAUAUUGUAUAAAUGUCAUAUAGAAUAACUUACAUGUCACAGUAAAGUACUUCAUAAAAACGUAAA